AUGGCCGCCGUCACUCCCCGGCGCCGCCUCAUCGGCCUCUCCACCAAGAUGUACUUCUCCCCCUCCCGCACAAAAGAAUACCUCGACGUACUGCUGCCCCGCCUCGCCACAUGCCCAGGACCCCACGCCAUCGACAUUUUCCUGAUCCCUGACUUUCUCUCGCUGCCCGCCGCCGUCACCCAGACCGGCACAGCCCCUCUGCUCCUCGGCGCCCAGGACUGCUACGCCGAAGACGCGGGCGCCUACACGGGCGAGGUCUCGCCCGCCUCCCUCGCCGAGCUCGGCGUCCGCAUCGUCGAGCUGGGCCACGCCGAGCGCCGCCGCCUCUUUGGCGAGACGGACGCCAGCACCGCCGCCAAGGCUGCCGCCGCCGCCCGCAACGGCCUCAUCCCGCUCGUGUGCGUCGGCGAGCUCGACCGGCCCCUGGCCGCUGGUGAUGAGGCCGGGGCCCAGGCCGCCGCCGAGGCGCUGCGGCCGCAGGUCGAGAGCGUUCUAGCGGCCUUGCCGCCAGCGGCCGAGGUCGUGCUGGCGUAUGAGCCCGUCUGGGCCAUUGGUGCUGCGGAGCCGGCGGCUGCUGAGCAUGUGCUUGGUGUCGUGCGGGCGGUGCGCGCGAUGGCGUGCGUGCAGGGCCGGGAGGGGCGUGUGAGGAUUCUGUAUGGGGGCAGCGCGGGGCCGGGGACGUUCGAGAGGUUGAAGGGCGGCGUGGACGGGCUGUUCCUUGGGCGGUUUGGGCAUGAUGUCGACAGGUUUUGGAGGACUGUUGAGGAGGUGGCGAGUGCGUGA
Molecule: messenger RNA, 783 nt
Organism: Verticillium alfalfae VaMs.102
Lineage: Eukaryota; Fungi; Ascomycota; Sordariomycetes; Glomerellales; Plectosphaerellaceae
Product: triosephosphate isomerase
Exons: 1
Coding region: 1-783 (260 amino acids)
Biological process (GO): gluconeogenesis; glyceraldehyde-3-phosphate biosynthetic process; glycolytic process
Cellular component (GO): cytosol
Molecular function (GO): triose-phosphate isomerase activity
Source: RefSeq, a predicted model, not a curated record